Messenger RNA from Ogataea philodendri, 924 nucleotides. RefSeq lists its product as uncharacterized. NCBI's taxonomy places the organism in Eukaryota, Fungi, Ascomycota, Pichiomycetes, Pichiales, Pichiaceae. The transcript has 2 exons. Bases 1 to 924 code for a protein of 307 amino acids. The record is from RefSeq and is a predicted model, not a curated record.
AUGGGCCACACUAAGAGCAUGGAAUUUCCAUGCCGGUCCCAUACAAUCUAUUUAAGCAGAGAAGGAGAGAGACAGACCGAGCUUGUGAGCAGACUCGCCAAGCUUGAGGGUGUCGAAAGCACCUCCAAGACCCAGGGUGACGCCAGGUCUAAGUUGUUGGGAGUAAGCCAGAGCCAAGAUACCGGAGUCGGCAAGCUUAGCCUUGACGAAAGAGGUGCUGUCCAGGCUGUACUUGGUGGCAACCUCAACGGCGACUGGGUUGGAGCCGGAAGCAGACUUGGAGUCGAAAGUACCCUUGGUUCCGACCUCGAGUUGAGGGGAAACCUUGUGGUAGUAACCGGCAGCGAAAACGGAAAGGUUGCUAGCGGCAGUCAAGGAAACAGCGUAAGAUGGAGCCUUGUAACCAACAGCAGCAGAGUAGCCGGUCAAAGUGGCGGACUUAACGUCGUAGGACAGAGAAGCACCGGUGGUGAAGCCGUCUUGGCCGACGGUCAAGUCACCGUUGAAGAUUGGGCCCUUGAGCAAGUCAACGAAAGCACGGGCGUUGAUGGACUGCUGAGCAAAGUACAAGUUCAACUUGGCGGAUCUGUUUCCACCAGGAACAGCACUGGUGACCAAUUCAGACUUGAGACCUGGAGACAGAGCGUCAACAAGCUCAAUCUUAGUGUCCAAGGCGUUGGCAGUGUUCCAGCCUUGGGUCAAUGUCAAACCGGUGCUCUUGUCUGUGUAUUUACCUUCCAAAGAAGCAGAGGUCUUUCCACCGGAAGCCUUACCCUUGGUGGUGAAAGCGACACCGUUUGGAGCGACGGUCUUAAGGUCCAAUGCCACUGGGGUGAAGUGGUAGAAGUCCUUUCCGAGGAUAUCGUUGGUUGGUUUAGCAAUGUCAGAGAAUGCUGGUGGGGCCAUUUUGUAAAAGUUGGGUAA